Molecule: messenger RNA, 1298 nt
Organism: Syngnathus acus (greater pipefish)
Lineage: Eukaryota; Metazoa; Chordata; Actinopteri; Syngnathiformes; Syngnathidae
Product: serine/arginine-rich splicing factor 10-like
Exons: 6
Coding region: 254-976 (240 amino acids)
Molecular function (GO): RNA binding
Source: RefSeq, a predicted model, not a curated record
GGGGUCCAUUUUUGUUUUGGCUCCACAUUGACCAAACAAGGCACAUUUCUUGUUUCCGUUUUGCUAAUCUUAGUCUCUUGAAAACAAUGGCUCGCUAUAUGCGCCCACCUAACUCGUCCUUAUUCGUUAGAAACAUCUCCGAUGAGUCCAGAAAAUGUAAAAGCAUCCCCUUGUGGAAGCGGCCACACAAAGAGUAACAAAGACCGGGUGUAGCGUAGCUGUAAAGACAAGGCACAGACCAAAGGGAGGGAAAAUGUUGGGAGGAAGUAAAGCACGAAGAGGAAAAAGGUGUCGGAGGCAAAGCUCGGCAGUGGCCCAGAGCGGGCUAAAGAAAAGAGUCGUAAAGAGUCAAGCGGGAGACCCGACGCAAGUCGAAUCGAUUAAAGAGUGUAAAGAUCAAGACAAAGUCAAGCACAGCAUGUUUGAGGACGUGCGUGAUGCUGAGGACGCUCUCCAUAGCCUGGACAGGAAAUGGGUAUGCGGCCGCCAGAUCGAGAUCCAGUUUGCGCAGGGUGACCGAAAGACACCCAAUCAGAUGAAGACCAAGGAGCGGCACUCCCCGUCUCGCUCGUCCCGCUACGACGACUACGACCGCGACGGCCGGCGCAGACGCUCACGCAGCCGCAGCUACGACCGGCGCCGCUCGCGCAGCCCUUCCUACGAGCGCCGACGUAGGCGCUCGGAGAGCCCCCGAGAAUCUCGCGGGCGCCAGCACGGACGAGGAGGUAGCCGAGGUCGUGAAGAGGACAGGCACCGCCAGAAGCCCCGAAAAGAGUCGAGAGGACGGUCUCCUUCCAGAUCAGCAUCGCCGACCGAGCCCGCCGCCAAACCGGCGGCCGCCUCCCACUACGCCGAGGAAGACGCGCGGCAGGAACGCUCCCCGUCGCGUUCGCCAUCCCGCUCGCAGUCCCGUUCGGUGUCCAGGUCUCGUUCACGCUCGCGUUCCUGGACGGGCCGCAAGUCAGGAGGACGCUAAGGAAAGGCCCGGAGACGCUUUGGUUUGGACUUGAAUGUGAUGGACGCGUUUGGGGAACAUUUUGCCGGUUGGUCCUUGAGUCUUGCGUUUUCCUCCACCUGGGAGAUGAUUUUGUGGCCAACGAUGUUUUUUUACAGACUCGCUUUUCCUUCCUAAGUCCUACGCUUCCGUUUGAUUUUUUUUCAAAAGAGCGUCCAGUAUUUUUCAAAUCCACUCCACCCUGUCAACUGUUUUAAAAAAGCAGCAAGUUUGUUGAAUGUUUUUUUUUUUUUUCCUGCUGAGUUUCUUUUCAGAAAUAAACGGUCACUUCAAGGAAACAACA